GCGGGAGAGGAUGGUGAGUGUCCUGGGUGAAGGUGUGCCUUUGAAAAUGUGUGUGAACAUAGCGAGAACUCAACACAUUGACGCGAUUAUUACAUGGUGAUGGAUAAUUCCAACGUGAAGGUCGACUGUGUGGAGGAUGUGAAGAUGUGUGUGUCUGCGCGAAUGUUUGAACGUGGAUGGGCAGUGUGAUUAGGGAUAGUGGCGGUGUCUGCAGAUGUGUAAAUGUGUAGGGGCAUGGGUUAUAAGGGUGCCCUGAACCGGCAAGAGCCUAGAGGAGGGCAGUGGAUGUGGGGGCGCCCCUUGUGACCAACGUUUUCUCGGCCAAGAGGAAACCCUCUAUGGCUUUAACAAAUGUCGAUGAUGCGGGAGGUGGGAGAGGCUGUGCGCGUUCCUGCCGAGCCCGGAGCGCGCGAGGACUCUCUUCAGUCUGCAGCCAGCGAGAGCCAAAGCAACAGAUGCGGGAAGCACUUUGGGGCUGUCGUCCUGGCUCCGCAACAUCAAGUCUGGAGAAGGGGUUGCAGACGAGGGCAGCGCACGGGGAAUCAGCGAACAGCGGGAUCCGCGAUGGUGCCCUUGCUGGUCCUGUGGUUGGUUUGGGCACUGCUAGGAGUGGCCGGAGCGUGCCCGGAACCGUGUGCCUGCGUAGACAAGUACGCGCAUCAGUUUGCCGACUGCGCCUACAAGGAGCUGCGCGAGGUGCCAGAAGGACUGCCGGCCAACGUGACCACGCUUAGUCUGUCAGCCAACAAGAUCACUGUGCUGCGGCGCGGGGCCUUCGCCGACGUCACGCAGGUCACGUCGCUGUGGCUCGCACACAAUGAGGUGCGCACGGUGGAGCCCGGCGCGCUCGCUGUACUGAGCCAGCUCAAGAACCUCGACCUGAGUCACAACCUCAUAUCCAGCUUCCCAUGGAGCGAUCUGCGUAACUUGAGCGCGCUGCAGCUUCUCAAAAUGAACCACAACCGCUUGGGCUCGCUGCCCCGGGACGCACUCGGUGCGCUGCCCGACCUGCGCUCCCUACGCAUCAACGACAACCGGCUGCGUACACUGGCUCCUGGCACCUUCGACGCGCUAAGCGCGCUAUCACAUCUGCAACUCUAUCACAACCCCUUCCACUGCGGUUGUAGCCUUGUGUGGCUGCAGGCCUGGGCCGCGAGCACCCGGGUCUCGUUACCUGAACCCGACUCCAUUGCGUGCGCCUCGCCUCCCGCGCUGAAGGGGCUGCCGGUGCACCGCCUGCCCGCCCUAUCUUGUGCACCGCCCAGCGUGCGUCUGAGUGUCGAGCCGCCGCCUGAGGCACCAGGCAGCCCCUUGCGUGCCGGCCUGGCACUCAUGCUACACUGCGUCGCCGAAGGACACCCCACGCCCCGCCUGCAAUGGCAACUUCAGAUUCCGGGCGGCACUAUAGUCUUAGAGCCGCCGGUCCUGAGCAGGGAAGACGAGGGGGACGAGGUGGAAGACGGGGAGGGGGAAGGAGAUGGGGACGGGCCCACGCAGACGGAGGCCCCAACCCCGACUCCAGCACCCGCUUGGCCCGCGCCCCCAGCCACUCCGCGCUUCUUGGCUCUCACAAACGGCUCCCUGUUGGUGCCCCUCCUGAGUGCCAAAGAAGCAGGAGUCUACACAUGCCGUGCCCACAACGAGCUGGGCGCCAACUCCACAUCAGUACGCGUGGCGGUGGCCGCUGCCGGUCCCCCAAAGCACGCUCCUGGCGCAGGGGGAGACGCUGAUGGGCAGGCCCCGACCUCUGAGCGCAAGUCCACAGCGAAAGGCCGAGGCAACAGCGUCCUACCCUCCAAGCCCGAGGGAAAAAUCAAAGGCCAGGGCUUGGACCGGGUUAGCGUCCUCGGGGAGUCCGAGGGGCUGGAGGAAGCGGAGGCAGGUGAGGGAGAGGAGGCGGAAGACCAGGUAUCUGCGGAUCCUGUGGAGGAGCAGCGGUGUGGCCACGGGGACCCCUCGCGGUACGUGUCCAACCACGCGUUCAACCAGAGCGCAGAGCUUAAGCCGCACGUCUUUGAGCUGGGCGUCAUCGCGCUGGACGUGGCGGAGCGCGAGGCGCGGGUGCAGCUGACGCCACUGGCGGCGCGCUGGGGCCCUGGGCCAGGCGGGGUUGCAGGAGCGGGGCGGCCCGGGAGGCGGCCCCUGCGCCUGCUCUAUCUGUGCCCUGCUGGGGGCGGCGUAGCAGUGCAGUGGUCGCGGGUGGAGGAGGGCGUCAACGCCUACUGGUUCCGCGGCCUGCGGCCUGGCACCAACUACUCCGUGUGCCUGGCCCUGGCAGGCGAGGCUUGCCACGUGCAAGUGGUGUUCGCCACCAAGAAGGAGUUGCCCUCUCUGCUGGUUAUCGUAGCGGUGAGCGUGUUCCUUCUGGUGCUGGCCACCGUGCCCCUGCUGGGCGCCGCCUGCUGCCAUCUGCUGGCCAAACACCCGGGCAAGCCCUACCGUCUUAUCCUGCGGCCGCAGGCCCCUGACCCCAUGGAGAAGCGCAUCGCCGCCGACUUCGACCCGCGUGCCUCCUACCUCGAGUCCGAAAAAAGCUACCCAGCAGGCGGCGAGGUGGGCGGUGAAGAGCCAGAGGAGGCCCCCGUGGAGGGCCUUGACGAAGAUGAGGAGCAGGGGGACGCAGGUGGGGACCUGCAGAGGGAGGAGAGCCUGGCGGCCUGCUCGCUGGUGGAGUCCCAGUCCAAGGCCAACCAAGAAGAGUUCGAGGCGGGCUCUGAGUACAGUGAUCGGCUGCCCCUGGGUGCCGAGGCGGUCAACAUCGCCCAGGAGAUUAACGGCAACUACAGGCAGACAGUGGGCUGAGCCCGGAGCCCGCCUGGCCCUCCCAUUCCCAUCCCCCACCUGGAUGCCUGGGAGCAGAAGCCUAGGGCUGGCAGGAUUUAUGCCCCCCACCCUCGUCCCCGCCACCUUCACUUACUCUGCCCCCUUAUGACCCCCUAACCUUGACUACCGGGGACUUCUAGUGGGGAGUGGGACGAUUUCACCAGUCCGCCGCCACCUACGACCAUAAUUGUCCUUGUGGGCUGAAUUCCCCUCCACGGCAAGCACAGUUCCCUGCUCUUCCCUCCCCAUAUAAAACCUUACCCGCUGACCGUGAGGCGAAAUCCACGCCUCUCCAUUCCCAUCGCAAUUGUUACCUGCCCAGCAGCCGGCCCCAUCGUGGGCUCUGGAGCCACAGGAAACCGGAGAAGACGUUGGAAACGUCUGGCGGUAACGCUGUGGCUCCAGGGUCAGCCCGGGACCCCUAGCAGAUGUCCCUAGCGUGGAGCGCUGUGGGGUCCCGCCCCUACCCCUGCUCCGCCCUUUCCGGGGUGCACAUCCCAGAAGCCAGGAGUCAGUGGUCACUCCCUAGAUUUUACUUUCAAAGCCCUCUUCCGACUGGGAACCAAACCCUUCUAUCCCCUACCCCCAUUCAGCUUCCCACCGGCUGGAGCCGAACCCCGUGCCUGGGGCACCUUUCAGCUCCGCGCUCCGAUUUUCAUAUUUUCGUUGUUUUCAAAGACAGCGACACUCCGGGUCUGGUGCUAACACUCCCUUCCCAGCCUCUGGGAAAACUGGGAGUGUGUGUGUGUGUCGGGUUUGGGGGGGGCGGGAAAUGAAGCAGGUGGGGGGGGAAUCCGUUUUCUCUCGCCCUCUCUCCUAACUUAAAGCGGUGCUGAACCGCGCGCCCUUUUUCCGCCGAGGGUGCGGGCUUGGUCCCGGGCCAAAUUCGUUGUCGCUGAGUUGGGGUCUCCGGAGAUCAGUGCACUCGACAGCUCCGUUUCCGCUGCUGUAAGACCGGCCCAGAAAUCAGCUCGAAAAGCGCCAGCGCCGGGGGCAUGGGAACUGUGGCCUCCUGGCUGGGUCUCUGGUGAGGACGUGCGCCCCGGUCCUCACAAAGCCUGCGCGUGACCGUGCGGCGGGAUCCCGGUAGAGAAAAGCCCCUGCGUCCUCGCGUGUCCCACCCCCCUCCCCCCGGAAGAACAGUAUUUGACCGGCGUGUAGUCCUAGACGAGUGUGCUCUGUAGGGGAACAGUCUGUGUCCUGUAAAGUGUGACUGUGUAGUGUAGGGGCAGGGAGGGAGGGAAGGGGAGGUGGGCCGCGGCGCGGCGACUCGGGCGGGGGUCUUUUUUCGUUCUGGAAGGAAAGCGUCGGGGUUGGGUGGGGGGUUUCCCGGGCGUGGGGACCAGCCCUGUCCGUGAAGCGCAGCACAAGUGCGGCCUGGGGCGGAGCAGUCCCCGGAGCCGCGCCCUUUUCUAAAGGCGUCUGUAUGUAAACAGCCAAUAAAACAA
Molecule: messenger RNA, 4271 nt
Organism: Equus quagga
Lineage: Eukaryota; Metazoa; Chordata; Mammalia; Perissodactyla; Equidae
Product: immunoglobulin superfamily containing leucine-rich repeat protein 2
Exons: 3
Coding region: 352-2802 (816 amino acids)
Biological process (GO): positive regulation of axon extension
Cellular component (GO): cell surface
Molecular function (GO): protein binding
Source: RefSeq, a predicted model, not a curated record